Molecule: messenger RNA, 534 nt
Organism: Funneliformis geosporum
Lineage: Eukaryota; Fungi; Glomeromycota; Glomeromycetes; Glomerales; Glomeraceae
Source: the annotation of a GenBank genome assembly
AUGAUUUCAAAACUAGAAGGUCCAGAAGAAUUAGAAAGCCCAUAUUUCAAAAUACAAGGCAUUCUCGAACCACAUAAUCUUGUUGAGACGUCUAAAAGAAUUUUACAGGCAGUGAAUACCAAACCUACGUUAACCUAUUCUUACUGUUUAGAAGUAGUAUUUGAGGACGACAAAGCCUUCUUUACCUUAUGUCUUAACCCAGUUUUGUGGUUCAAUGUGUACUUGAGAAAAAAAGGUCUAGAGGCUUCCGUUAGGAUUGCGAGAAUAUACGUCACCAAUACCCAGUGGACCGUAUCUUAUGAAAAUUAUAAAAUUGCAUCCUUUGAAGUAGAAUACAGUGAAACUGUUAAAAAUUCGGCAUUUAAAUUAUGCAAAUAUGGAAGCGUUUCCCGCAGAUAUAUAGAUUCGUUAACUAAUAUAGAUAAUUCUUUAGAGCAUGAUCAUUCAGACGUCAUCUGUAAAGGUACUUCAAAAACUCAAGAUGAACGUGAUAUUGUUUGCAAUUUCUACGUUCUUGACGAUCUUGUGUUAUAG